AUGGAUUUCGCUGCCUCUGCCGGCUUGCUUACUGUAUUGGAGCCUCCUCUCUUCGAAGCCCUCGUGCACAACACCGCUACACAAGCAGGAGCAGUCGCGCCAGCCAUUAUUGCCUUUACCACACAGCACCAUGCAGAGUAUCAACAGCCGGGCGAGAACCGACUCCGGAUUCGCUUUCCGCAUUUGGACAUGUUGGCACCUGCAGGGCCGCAGGGUAGCAGUGAGGAGACCUUCUUAGAGGCUGCCACACAAAGUCACUGUGGACGCAUCGUGAAGGAGAUUUGGUCAGAGGGCGACGGCUUUCCCAUGCCCAAGGGAUGCUACUACCAGAAGGAUUCCGCGAGUGGUGCCUACUUUCGGGAAUACACCUUGAUCUUCAGUGACGGUGCCUUGGAGAUCCAAAUGAUCCUCUGA
This is a messenger RNA of Durusdinium trenchii, 414 nucleotides long. NCBI's taxonomy places the organism in Eukaryota, Dinophyceae, Suessiales, Symbiodiniaceae. The record is from the annotation of a GenBank genome assembly.